Messenger RNA from Raphanus sativus (radish), 534 nucleotides. RefSeq lists its product as uncharacterized. The record is from RefSeq and is a predicted model, not a curated record. The transcript has a single exon. NCBI's taxonomy places the organism in Eukaryota, Viridiplantae, Streptophyta, Magnoliopsida, Brassicales, Brassicaceae. The coding region runs from base 1 to 534 and encodes 177 amino acids.
AUGGAUGUGGCACGUCCGUUUAAGAAAUCAAUGGUGGUCAACUUGCCAGAAGGUGGUACAUCGACGGUGUUCUUUAAUUAUGAACGACUUCAGAAGCGAUGCUAUGAGUGUCAACGCUUAAACCACGCAAAGGAGGUCUGCCCUCGGUUGGUGAACAAGCGUAAAGAAGCAGCUCUGGAGAGACGUCAGCGGAUUCUCCGUGAGAAGCAACCAGACACCCUGGUCUUAAGCCCUCAAGACCCUCUAUUUGAUGUUUUAACAGAAGAACAAGUUGGUAUUUGUCCUCUCACGGGUAGAGCAAAGAUAUCUCUAGAGGUGUUGGAGGAAAUGAGGCGCUAUAUGAUGAUGGCCACAGAGGCAGAUAUGCUUAUUCGUAUUGAGAGAAUCAGGGCUUCGGUUGCUGAUGUUGAGAAGGAUCCUGUUCUUCAGAAGACGGUUCUCAGAUUGGAACCUCCUCCUCAGUUCACCCGGCAAAUCGACAAACAGAAAGGCCGAGUCGUUGAUCUCGACUUAAAUGCUCCAGGAGGCGUCUGA